CUUUUUUCUUCCCACCUGGGGUGGGAAACAAUCCUGGGGGAGUUCCUUUAAGCUCCCCCUCCCCCAGAUGCCUUGUGGAUGAUGGGACCUCUUUUUUUGUGUGCUCCUGGGACAGGUUCCUCUCCAGCCUUCGCUCGCGGCUCAAGCUGCUCCACCCCAGCGCCAACAGUAGCCUUCGGGAAGACCAGAUGGUCCAUGUCCAUUUCAAGGAAGAAAUCGGUGUCGCCGAACUCAUCCCUCUCGUUACCACCUACGUCAUCCUCUUUGCUUACAUCUACUUCUCCACCCGAAAGAUCGACAUGGUGAAAUCCAAGUGGGGCCUGGCUUUGGCAGCUGUUGUGACAGUGCUCAGCUCCCUCCUGAUGUCCGUCGGGCUGUGCACGUUGUUCGGCCUCACGCCGACGCUCAACGGAGGGGAGAUUUUCCCGUACCUGGUGGUUGUGAUCGGCAUCGAGAACGUGCUGGUUCUCACCAAAUCAGUCGUCUCCACACCAGUUGACCUGGAAGUGAAACUGCGCAUUGCACAAGGUUUGAGCAACGAGAGCUGGUCCAUCAUGAAGAACAUGGGCACCGAGUUGGGGAUCAUCCUGAUUGGCUAUUUCACCUUUGUCCCGGCCAUCCAGGAAUUCUGCCUUUUUGCUGUGGUGGGCCUGGUCUCUGACUUCUUCCUCCAGAUGUUCUUCUUCACCACCGUCCUCUCCAUCGAUAUCCGUCGGAUGGAGCUGGCCGAUCUCAACAAGCGUCCCCCCGCCGAAGCCUGCCUCCCGCCCCCCAAGCCCAACUCCCGCUGCCCGCGUUACGAGCGCCAGCCAGCCAUGCGCCCGGCCACUAUGCACACCAUCAACCUCCAGACCUCCUCACUCCGCAACCUCCGUCUCCCUAAGCGGCUGAGGGUGGUGUAUUUCUUCGCCCGGACACGACUGGCCCAAAGGAUCAUCAUGACCGGGACGGUGGUCUGGAUUGGCAUCUUGGUUUAUACCGAUCCGGCAGGGGUCCGCCUCUACCUGGCUUCCCACGUCACGGAGCAGAGCCCCCUGGGCGAAGCAGGGCUGCCGGUUCUGCCCGUCCCCGGGGAGGUCCUUCCCACAAGGGACGCCCAGUUGUCCCUCUCGGUCUUCUCGGCCGAUCCCGCGCAGCCCCCGCCACCACAGCUCUCGGAGAACCAGACGGGGGAGUCCUCGCGCCACCAAGAGGCGGAGCGCCACGCCGAGGAACCGCUGAAUGCCAGGAGCAAGGGGCACUCGGAGGUGGGCUCCAAGGCCGAAGUGACUUGGGGCUCAGAGGAUGAAGAACUUUGGAGGAAGCUCUCCUUCCGCCACUGGCCCUCGCUCUUCAGCUACUACAACAUCACCCUGGCCAAACGGUACAUUAGCAUCCUUCCGGUCAUCCCUGUCACCCUCUACCUGGACCCCCAAGAGGCCUUGGAGGCGCGUCAUCCCCACGAAGCCAACCGGUACCAGUCCUCCUUCUCGUUGGGCGUCGUGAAAGAAGAGCAGGCGGACCGGCUGUCAGAAGAGAAGCCCAAAGGACACAGCCCGCGAGACGUCACCCUCUAUAAGGUGGCUGCCCUUGGUCUGGCGUCCGGCAUCCUUUUGGUCCUCCUCCUCUUUUGUCUCUACAAAGUCUUGUGCCCCAAGAAUUACGGACAAAACGAGCUUUCCCACAGUCGGCGGCGAAGAGGGGACCUCCCUUGCGACGACUACGGAUACUCACCUCCCGAGACGGAGAUCAUCCCCCUGGUCCUCCGAGGCCACCUCAUGGACAUCGAAUGCUUGGCUAGCGAUGGGAUGCUGCUGGUCAGUUGUUGCCUGGUGGGCCAGAUCCGGGUGUGGGAUGCACAGACGGGUGACUGCCUUACGGUCAUUCCUAAGCAAGGCCUGCCCCGGGACAACAAUAGCGGCAGCGUCCUUGAGCCCCAGGACUGCUGGGAUUACAGCCCAGACGGCCGCAGCGGUGGGCCAGAAGACCCUUGGGAUGGAAGCCCCCCCUUCCGCCAGACCCGAAGCCCCCAGCCGCCUCUCCUCUUCAGCAACCAACCUGACCUCUCUUCUCUGAUCGAUACCAAUUUUUCGGAGCACACCAAGAGUGGGACCCCGGGGCCCCGUCUGCGCACCCUCAGCGGGCGCCCGGAUGGCUAUGACUUUGGCAGCCUGGUGGGGAGGGUCUGCGAGGAGGGACCCCCGAACUGUACGACUGUCGCUAAGAAGGGCGGCUCCCAGAGCAAGGGAGCGUGGCCCCAAAUUGGCGAGGAUCCCGAAUGCAUCUCGCAACGGAGCAGCUUGGGGGGCGAUGAGCCUUCCGGGGUCCCAGGGAAGACCAGCCCCCUAAUUCCCUGGCAGGGAGACUUGGACAGUUCGGUCUGGAGUUUGGAACUUCAAGGGAAUCUCAUUCUGGCCGGCCGGAGCAAUGGGAGGCUGGAGGUCUGGGAUGCCAUUGAGGGGACCCUUCAGUGCAGCAGCGAAGACGGGACAUCUGGCAUCACGUCCCUGGUCUUCUUGAGUGACAGGAUCGUAGCUGCCAGGCUGAACGGAUCCCUCGAUUUUUAUUCCCUGAGGAACACGCUGUGCAUGCCCCACUCUCCCUUCCAGGGUAAGCCCACUCCUCUUAAAGCAGGCCGGCUGGGGAGCCAUUUAUCCCUCGACUCUCCUCCGGUCCUAAAUGCUCGUCAGUCUUAAAUCGAGAUUUGUUGUGUUACGUUCAUCGGAGUGCUCUUGCCCUUGUCAUAGUCAGACCACUUCCUACUGAGGCUUGACUUUCGGAGACCAAUCCCCCGCUGUAGGGAGGAGGAACCGAUUAGGUGGUUCCACCCCAGGCGUCUUAUGGAUCCUCAGGGUUUCCAGACGGCGCUUGGCGUUAUGCCUGAUACUCUCGACCGCAGCCCGGUGGAGACCUUAGUUGCUACUUGGAACUCGGUAGCGUCUGAGGCUCUCCACGGA
Molecule: messenger RNA, 2936 nt
Organism: Thamnophis sirtalis
Lineage: Eukaryota; Metazoa; Chordata; Lepidosauria; Squamata; Natricidae
Source: RefSeq, a predicted model, not a curated record